UUGGUACACAUGGACGUGGCAGCACCACCACAAAGGGUUUGCCCCUGGGGUGGGGUUGGGGAUCGAAAAAAAAACAGAGGGGUGGGUUGCUGCAUCUGCGGCGGCGGUGUGGCCGCGCCGGCGGAGCCGUUUUGCAAUGGAUUUCCCCGUUUCUCCUGUUGACAAAUUGCCAAUCUUUCCAGAUGAGGCAUCUAGCGCGGCGGCGCUGCUCGAGAUGUGCGGGCGCGGUGCAGAACGCACCGGCGAGGGAUCUCGUGGGGCAGUCCUGUGCGGGGCAGCGCGGACCUCUGCUGAAAACACCGGUCGUUUUUUGGGCGAAGAAUCAAGUGUUGGCGGGGUUGGAGGACCUAUGCCCUAUUUCAGCGAGAGCGAAGGCGACAACGCAGAUGCAAUCCAGGAUGAGGAGCAGAAAGAGGCUGCAAUGGGAGAAAUUGGUGAAGACGACGAUGCUGCCACUGUUCAGUCCACUGGGAAGGUAGAUCCUCAGGCUCCAGGAUGGACAAAAAGGGUAAGAGUUGGGAAUCAGCCGUUGGAUAGAGUUUCAUGUCCUGAGAGAGUAGGGGCACUGGAGCAAACAAUCAGGGGAUAUGCUGAAAAGCUCGGGGAUCAUGUGCUUGAGCCAGUAAUUGGGAUGACAUUUGAUUCAUUGGGCGAGGCGUACGAUUUUUAUAAUUUGUAUUCUUGGGAAAAUGGCUUUGGCAUCAGAUACGCCAAAAGCAUGCUUAAUGCAGAGAAGACAAAGUGUAUGCAGGAAGUAGUAUGUGGAUGUGCCGGGAAACCAACUAGGGAGAAUAGCAGGUCCUGCCGGUGUGAGUGCCCCGCGAUGAUAAGAUUGUUGAGAACAUCAGACAAUGGCUGGUACAUAACAGAGCACAGACCAAGUCAUAAUCAUUCAAUGACGCAGACAUGCGGCGAGAAAGUGCAUUGGCUGUCACAUAAGCACAUAGACAUGUACACCAAGGAUUUGGUGAAGCAGCUAAGGCAGAAUAAUGUGAAUGUCACAAAGGUGUACAGCAUAAUUUCAAGUUUUUUCGGGGAUGCUGAGAAAGUUCCAUUUACUAAAAGAUCACUGCGAAACCUGUGCGGUAAGAUUAACAGAGAGCAAGCUGAGGAUGAUGUCAAGAAGACAAUUGAUGUCUUUGCUGAGAUAGCAGCUAAAGAUCAGGAAUUUGUUUUUAGAGUACAACCAGAUAACGGCUGUAGGAUUAAGAAUUUGAUGUGGGCUACAGGCAUCAGUAGAAACCAGUACAUGUAGUUCGGGGAUGUGGUCACAUUUGACACAACAUACAGGACAAAUCUAUAUGACAUGCCGUUCGGGUUGUUUGUUGGUGUGAACAACCACUUUCAGAGCAUCAUAUUGGCUGGGGUUCUUCUACAAGACGAGCAGGUUGAGAGCUUCGAGUGGGUCUUCAGUGAGUUCGUCAGGAUGAUGGGAGGGAAGGCUCCCGUAACUAUCCUCACAGGUAUGAGAACAGCUGGCAAAAGUCCUCUGUUUUUUGCAUAAAAAAUGUUCAUUGGAAAGAUAUAAACAUUUUUUUGAUUAUUGUGAAUGUUGCUGUUGAGCAAUGUGGUUAAUCACCAAUUGAGGAGAAGCUUGUCCAACAUCGUUUGAGAUGGUUUGGGCAUAUUCAGCGCAGGCCUCCAGAAGCUCCAGUGCAUAGCGGACGGCUAAAGCGUGCGGAGAAUGUCAAGAGAGGGCGGGGUCGACCGAUUUUGACAUGGGAGGAGUCCGUUAAGAGAGACCUGAAGGAUUGGAGUAUCGACAAAGAGCUAGCUAUGGACAGGGGUGCGUGGAAGCUUGCUAUCCAUGUGCCAGAGCCAUGAGUUGGUUGCGAGAUCUUAUGGGUUUCACCUCUAGCCUACCCCAACUUGCUUGGGACUAAAGGCUUUGUUGUUGUUGUUGUUUGCUGUUGAGCAGAUCAAUGCAGAGCCAUGUAGGUGGCUUUGAAAAGUGUUCUUCCCUCGACGGCUCACCGGUGGUGCAAAUGGCAUGUGUUGAAAAAGGUGAAGGAAACUCUUGGGCCGAUGUACACAAAGUAGACAGAUUUCCAUGAUGAGUUCCACAAGGUGGUUAAUCACAUGCUUACAAUUGAUGAGUUUGAGCAAGCCUGGAAGAUGUUGAUAGAGAAGUACAACCUAGAAAGCCACAUCUACCUUUCUCAAGUGUAUGAGGUUAGGCACAAAUGGGCGAAGCCAUUUUUCAAGGAUGUGUUCUGUGUUAAGAUGACCAGCACGCAGCGGAGUGAGAGCGCUAACAGCAUGCUGAAGUCAUAUGUCCCCCCGGGAUGCCCAAUGCAUAUGUUUGUGAAACAUUACAUGCGCCUGCAGUUUGCCCGGGAUGCGGACGAGAGCUAUGAAGAAAAUCGGAAUAAAACUGGUGGUGUGGUAGUCAAAUGCAAUAUGUCAUUGGAGAGGCAUGCGGCGAAGGUGUACACACGGGCGAUGUUCGAGAAGCUAGGAGAUCUGUUGUACCAGGCUCAUGCAUAUAGAAUUGAGGAAGUCGAAAAGGGUAAGAUUUACAAAGCGACACACACGCAAGCAGAUAGGUGUGAGAGGUGGUCCCGGGUUGUCUUUGAGGUGAAGAUUUUGGAUGAUGGCGCCAUGUUAAAGUGCGAAUGUGGGCUGUUUGAACACAUGGGCAUGCCGUGCUGCCACAUGCUUAAGGUUAUGGAUGUUCUCCCAUCACACCUUCAAGGUUGAUAAUGAAAAGGUGGACUAGGGAUGCGAGGGAUGUUCUCCCAUCACACCUGCAGAUAUACCAGCGAGACCAUGCUGGGAGCAGGACGAUGACGCAUCGGCACACAGCUUUGUACGUGCACGCGAUGGAGCUGGUUCGGCUGGGCAACGCAUCAAUAGAGGCAUACGAGAAAGGCAUGAAGAUAAUUAGGGAUGGGAUUGUUGCGUUGGCUGAAUAUGAUGAUCAGAGAGAUGGCUUGGCCUUGGAGGACAGGGUUCCUUUGGCAAACAUGGAGGCAAGGCAAUGCGAAGGGGCAACACCGGAAAUGGCUGGCCAUGGAGGAGAAAUGAAUGUGGAUACUUUGGCUGGCCUCGAUGCACCAGAGAGGAGGAGGAAACUUGGUCGACCAACGAGCAGCAGAGAAAAGGCGCCGUAUGAAGAGUUGAGUAAGAGAACCAGGUAUUGCAGCAUUUGCCGCGGAAAAGGGCACAAGAAGACGACUUGCCCGGAAAGAGGUGAUCUUCCAAAAAAACCGAGGAAAGAAGCUAAAUGCAGCAACUGCGGUGUUGCCGGUCACAGGCGGAACACCUGCACUAAUGCGGAGGCUGUUAAACUGCAGGCGUGCCCAUGACAGACCUGGUAGUGUUGUAUCUGUAUGGAUAUGUUCUACUAGUCUUGCAAUGUAGUUUUUUCCAAGUGGUUGCGGUUUUAAUUGUACGUGCGGUUGCCGUUUUAAUUUUACGUGAAGUACGCUUGUGUUGAUGUUGAUCCGUAUGGUAUGAAAAGUUUGUCUUGUAAGAAAAAAACUGCAGGCUACAGAGGCGAUCAGUAGCCACAUA
Messenger RNA from Triticum aestivum (bread wheat), 3516 nucleotides. RefSeq names its product putative protein FAR1-RELATED SEQUENCE 10. The coding region runs from base 137 to 1255 and encodes 372 amino acids. NCBI's taxonomy places the organism in Eukaryota, Viridiplantae, Streptophyta, Magnoliopsida, Poales, Poaceae. The record is from RefSeq and is a predicted model, not a curated record. The transcript is spliced from 6 exons.